AUGAAGCGCUUGAUUACUGUUGAGAGAAAUGUCUUGUAUCCCAUUGUCGACAUUGCGCUCAUCGAUGGAACUUGCGUUUUUCGACUCGUUCAAGGCUUGGAUCCACGGGUGGCUAACGGAUUGCUGAAGAUCGAUUCGAGGAGUAUGGGCUACCUCUUUUUCAUCUUCAAAACGAUGGAAGAUAUGGCUUCGAGAGCUUUUCUCUCACAAUGGAAGACUUGGACCGGCGCAAGACUCUUUCGAAAUGCUCUCAACCCAGAAAUCCCGAUGGGUCGAAUCUCAUUCUUUCGAAAAGCUUCCGGUGCAUUGGAUUUCGAAUUUUUGCUGCUAGUUGAGAUGCCUACGUUUAAGCAACACGCGGCACCGAUUUUGAACGCGUUGAAUUUGGUGAGACCUCGGGUGAACGCAUUCGUCGGUUGCUAUAUAGACGAGAAUUUUCAGGUAAAUGCUAGCCUCGGCGGGCGACUAUUUUCCCGUCAAUUGCAAGAGCUUACCUCCGAAAAUGAACAUAUCGAUGAUUUGAUCGAAGCGACAACGUUGAGGAUACGAUUCAACAACAAUUCUGCAAAACUCGAAGCAGAUGGUCUUGUUGCUGGCGGGGAAUGUAUUUUGAAGAAAAUUGAAGCAAACGCGGAAAUUGUUGACGAGAACGCGAAUUUCCCACCACCCGAGCCAGCGCCGGCGCUUUUUCUGAAAAGAACCGGUGCAACACAAACGGAUUCAGAGGAGGAUCAACAAAAUAGGCAUAUUAGCACGCAAACAGAACCCCUUCCACCAGUGGAGAAACCAUUAAAAGUCGACAAAGACAACUCACCGAUGAGUGGCGGAGACUCGAGAAGGCACAGUUUACAUUCGAUUCCAAGAACCACAGCUGUUCACGAUUUUUCAACCCUUUUUCGUGAUGACUCAUUUCUUAAUGUUCCCAAGAAUAUAAUGGGAGAGAAAAGGCGACUAUCGAAUAAUCGUUUCAACUCGCAAACACAUGUCCAUUUUUGUGAUGAAAAUGAGAAUUGGCAAAAGUUGAGUGAUGAGCUGGAUGGACACUUGAGAAAUAUGAUCAGGCAUUCGCGUAGACGGUCUUCAUCGACGAUUCGGAAAGCCGGCGAGGACAGGGAUCAGUUUUUCAAGCAGCUCCGUGAGAGAUAUUUUAACUCACCCGAUUAUCAUCGUGACGAGCGAAUGGCUGAGUAUCGAACAGUGGUGAUUGUGAAUAACACC
Molecule: messenger RNA, 1218 nt
Organism: Mesorhabditis belari
Lineage: Eukaryota; Metazoa; Nematoda; Chromadorea; Rhabditida; Rhabditidae
Source: the annotation of a GenBank genome assembly